UCUAUCCCAUCGGAAAUCGAGUAGCGGUGGUGGGAACAAUCGUGUCACGCUUGCGCCUCGCGUGAGAAUCCGGAAGUUGUGAACUAAUCGAACUUUUGAUGCAAUUGCUAGAAAUUCCUUGGCAGGUUUAUCGUGAAUGGUCGUGAGGGUUAUCUCAUGUUCGAUAGUACCUGUCAUUGUGAAAAAGAUAAAAUAAUUAAUAAUAUUAUAAUAUCGUAUAAAUGCGAGCGGCAACGAAAAUGGACUUGAGUUGUCGAAAUUCUAACACAAGUGUUGAUGACUUGCUUAGACAAUUGAAUACAGCUAGACAAGAAAUUAAUAAUCUGAGACAACAAGUGAAAAGCCUAAGGUAUAUACACGAUAAGGAUGUUGAUAACAUCAAACGCCUAUUAAAAGUACAAAAACAUGAAGAAACCCUUCCACAGUCCAAAUUAAUUUCUUCAGAAGAAGAAAAGCCUGGCACAAGUGAAGAUCAAGAUACUCUUAAGUUAAAACCUAUUGGUGUCAUUUCUACCUGCUUCCCAAAUAAAAGAGCAACUCCAAGACAACCUGGUGUCUGUGCAAAAGUAUCCGGAAAGCUGAUACUUUACAACUCUGUAUUUACAAAUCCAGAUCAUGCUUUACAAGGCUUGCAGGAUUUUUCUCAUAUGUGGAUUUUAUUUUAUUUUCAUAGAAAUGAUUCAACACACACACGUGCAAAGGUAGCACCACCAAGAUUGAAUGGAAUAAGAACUGGUGUAUUUUCCACACGUUCUCCACAUCGACCAUGCCCUAUUGGUCUUAGUUUGGUUAAGAUACAAAAAAUUGAAGAUUAUACGAUUUAUUUUGAAGGCGUCGAUAUGAUCAAUCAGACCCCUGUUAUAGAUAUAAAACCAUAUAUACCACAGUAUGAUAGUCCCUUACAUAUCGAAAAACUAGGUAGUAGGAUAAGAGAGAAUAACGUAAAUGCUUCAAGUGCAUUUCACAACAUGGAAGAAACCUUGAAUUUGAGCGAGGGCGAAUCACUUGACUCUUUUAAUAAUGAUACAGACAUUAAUAACGACGAACAAACUGAGCUUGAUAUUUCCAGAGAUGAAGAAAUAGCUUUAAGACUCCAAGUAGAAGAGUUUCAAGCUUAUCCAAAUCUUAAUGGCUAUGAUAUCACUAGACAACAAUCUUCCCAAUUGGCAGAAGCUCAUGCUAAUACAUCGUUACAAAAUGACAUGAAUGUAGAUGUACAUAGAGGAGCAUAUUUUAUUCGAAAUAGAGUAUCUAACGCAAGAUCAGACUUGAAUACAUCCAUUGAACAUAACACAACCUUGAUAACUGAUUCGCAAACAGACUCGAUUAGUGAUUUAAAUAGUAGCUUACACAGAAUGGAUAUAAAUAAUUCCAGUAAUGUGGAUUCAACGCGUACAGAAACAGAUAAUGAUAAUGAAAUGAGUUAUACUGAGAACCAAACAUUACGCAAUUCGAGACUAUUAGACGGAGCCGAUGGACCGAGCACAGUAUGCGGUACCGAUAUGGAUUUAGUCAACCGUCAUGUAUUACAUGCAAGAGUUGAUAAUUCUCCUGUAAGAAUGGGAAUACGCGAAGCACCCGACGGAGAAGAAGGUCUCGAGUCUCAAAUUUUGACGCCCUCGCGCACUUUACCGGAUAUUCACGCUGCGACAGUUAUGUCAUCUGCGUCAAUGAAUGCAGCGACGGAGAGUAAUUUUUCCGAGAUAAGAGUACCCGAUUGGAUUUCGCAACCUCGUACAGCAACGUUGUCCGUGAUUUUCAACGAACGCGCUUUGAUGCAACUAAAUGAAAUUUUAGAUGAUAAAGUUGAGGAGCAAAAACAAGCUAUAGAAAAUGUACUGAGGGAAGAUCCUAGGUCAGUGUAUUUAAGACAAAGAUGGGGAGGCAAUCAAUUCUAUACUUUUUUGAUACACGAUCUGCAUAUCACGUGCAAAUUUGACGAUAGCAGAGGUAUUGUUACUGUAUUUCAAGUUCGACAUGCAGGUCGUACCUGCGAUUGCGGUGAACCUGAAUGGCAAUGCUUAGGACACUCUCCUUUAUCUUAAUGUGCUAUAUUAAUGGAUUUGAAAAGUGAAAAAUAUAAAGACAUUAAAAACGAGAAA
Monomorium pharaonis (pharaoh ant) is the source of this 2102-nucleotide messenger RNA. RefSeq lists its product as uncharacterized. Bases 222 to 2045 code for a protein of 607 amino acids. The transcript is spliced from 3 exons. NCBI's taxonomy places the organism in Eukaryota, Metazoa, Arthropoda, Insecta, Hymenoptera, Formicidae. The record is from RefSeq and is a predicted model, not a curated record.